ACCACCAUGGCUGUAAACAGUCUCCAAAACUGGCGGAUUUUUUACGUUAUUUGGAUACUUUUACUCAUCUUUUCACGUUGUCUGUCUGCAGGUCUUGUUCAGCACUGUGAGGAAACAUGCCAGUCUGUUUUGGCUGACGGUGGUUUUACAGAAACGUCAUCAUGUGAUCAAACAUGCCUCUUUAAUUCUUGUACUGCAGGGUGUGGGCUAUGGGACAACACAACAACCCAGUCAUGCAACCAAGCAUGUGAUUCUAUGUUUUCGUCCAAACAAGAAAAGAUGGAGUCAUGCUACUCAGGAUGCCGUCAUGCAGAAGAUGAAUAUGCAGCACUUAUUACAGCCUUAGUUGGUACCCCAUCAGCUCCCUUUGUUGUGUCAAUGGAAAGCAUUACAAACACCAGCUUUGAUAUCAGCUGGUUACCAGCCAGCCAUGAAGCUGUGAUGUAUAAAUUACAGUGGAAGUAUGUGGACAUAGAGGGCAGUAUAUGGACAUCUUAUAACAUCCAGGCUGUUUCUACCACACAGAUACCAGUGACUGGACUAUAUCCCUAUGUAAUAUACUCGUUCCGUAUACAGUGGGUUAUCACAACUAGACAUGUGUUGUCAUCUCCAGAAAGUGUUGAAGUUACUACUGAACCAUAUGGACCUCCAUUAUCAGGACCCAUCAUAACUAGCCUUGUUUCAAGAAGUUCCUCUACCAUAUCAGUGUCUUGGCUGAAGCCUAACUUCCCCAGUGGUCCAAUCAUUGAGCAUAUAGUGACCGUAGAGAAUGCUGCUGGUGAUAGACUGGUUACCAUGGCUACUAGCUCACAUACAUUUGGUAGACUGGUGCCGGAUACUUCCUACACAGUGACUGUUGAAGCUAGAAAUGCUGAAGGGACGAGUCCAGGAGCCGCACAGAAUGUUACCACCCUACCCGCAGUCAAUGAUACUGGUAUUCAGCCAUUCUUAGUGGCUGGAGUCACAGCCUACAGUUUCCAGCUGGAUACUAAAGCAUCGUACAUCUCCUUUACACCUCUUGACAAACUUGAAAAUGCAGCCAUCUUCCCAAGUGACUUACACAUCGUGGAUGUUGAAGAACAAACCAUUGCAGAUGUUGCCGUCCAUUAUUGGAAAAGUCUCCUCUUCCUGUCGGACACUUCAGGAACGAUUCAUCGGCGUACUGUAGAUGUUAAUAACCUAGAAUCAUGGAAUACUUCUUCUGAUGUCAUCUUUAACAGCUCAAAGGUUGUGACCUUACUGACUGUUGAUUGGCUGUUUGAUCAUCUUUAUUUUGUACAGGAAAACCAGAUAUUAAGAUGUGAUCUUUCUUGUAGUCAGACACCAGAGGUUGUCAUUGAUGCUUUAGACUCGUCACCAUCUGAGCUUCAUAUUGAUCCUUAUAAUGGGUUUCUUUACUGGUCUGAGCUUGGUUUCAUGAGAGGUAUCUUCCGUCUUGACUUGUCUCAUCUUAUCCCAACUUCAUCAACCAAUCAACAAGAGCUUAUCAUUGAAGCUGAUGAUAUAGAAUCAUUCUUCAUUGACCCAUCGGGAUUUCAAGUGAUAUUCCCUCACGCUACCAAUGAUACAAUCGUGGCAUCAUUCCUGGAUGGAUCAGAACAAACCGUACUACGUGUCGACGAUGGACACAUCUUAGAAUACUUCACUAAUGUUUCCAAUCUAAUCUACUAUAAUGAGUUAUUUGUGUGGACACGCUAUGAUGAUGUGGAGAAAUCCUGUGAUUUUGUAACUGAUCCCUAUGGUUACCAUGCUGCUUAUCUCUAUUAUGAAACAACACUUGGUGGGAUUACAGAGAGUGAUAAUUUCUUUUGUUCUGAAGCUUAUCAUGGAUUAGACAUCUAUCAUCCACAUUAUCAACCAAUACCAACUCCAUUUAGUCCUCCAACUGGUCUACACGUUUUGUUUCUAGACACGACAGCGGAGGUUUCUUGGAUUAAACCAGUUCAAUUUGAAACUGCAGGUCAGGGAGCAUGGCAAGAAUGGUCUUAUGAAAUCGAGUUCCUAGAUACAGCUUUUAUGGACUCAGUGCUAGUGGAAUCUAUACAAGGUGUGACGUCUACCUUAGUAAACCUGACUGCUGAGACCCAGUAUAUCAUCAGAGUUAGAGCCUACUCAACGGCUGGCAGAGGACCAUGGUCAAACAGAUUUGUUGGAAGGACUUUAAAAUCCGUUGAUGUUGAUCCUUUCGUCAUCUUUGCCUCAACGAAUGGAGUUAAGAGAAUUAAUUUAGAUGGGACAGGAUUACACAACGUCAUCAAUCGAACCAAUAUUAGAGAUUUGGCAUGGGAUAUGCGGACAUUGUACUGGUGUGAUGAGACGGGGUCUGUGUUCCAGACAGACAUUAUGGAUGCUACAAGAGCAGUGAUUGAGCUACCAUUUACAUCCUAUACACAGGCGUUAGCAGUAGAUUGGUUCACUGGCAAGCUGUACCGAGGUACUAGUAUCCAACAGGAUUUGGCAAUCGACUCACUUAAUGCUUACAUGUACUGGACUACAACCAAGACUGUUGAAUGCUCACGAUUUACAAACAAAGAACACUUUGAUUAUGAACGACUUAGUGGUAUAUCAGAUGACCUCAUCGCUGGGUUGACUCUUGACCUCCGGGGUGGUUUUGUAUACUGGAUGUCACUGGUGACUGAGGACAGUGCACAGAUGCUGAAGCUUUUCAGGGCGCAGUUGGCAGGUACCGGCAUGGAGAAUCCAGCAUCAACCAAAGAAGAAAUAAGUGUGAUCCCUUCCAACACCGAGAGAGUUGCUUUGAGUUUCUACAGUGAGAAGUUAAUAUGGAUUAAUGAACAAGAUGAUAUCCUUAUUGGUAAUGUGGAGAACACUUCAUUAGCUUCACUCUAUACCAACUAUGAUGCCACAACACUGACUGUAAUACAACCUACAUUACAUUCACUACCAGACGGUUUUACAUCAGUACCUACUGUAGUCCCAUUCACAAUACCAGAAGACUCCAUUCAAAUUACAGGAAUGUCGUAUAACUUCAAUAUUACAUGGAACGCUAGCAGUGAAGUCACAUAUGGAACAGUAUUUUAUGAUAUUAGUGUGAUAGCUGUUGGUGUUACAUCGAGCGCUACAGUACAGGAUGCAGUUUACAACAUGAGAGGCAUUGAUCCAUUUCAACCUCUGUCAAUCACACUAAUGGCUCACACUCACUGGGACAUGUCACAGGAAGUGACAGUGACAAGACAGUCGCCAAUGUCAGUUCCAACAAUUCCUGAGAAUUCCAGAGCCUUUGUAACUGAAGAUAAGAAUAUCUACACUGGGUUGAGUAACUAUAGCGCUACGUUCCGUUGGGAUCCUGUUGCGGAAGUUAAUGGUAUCCUGAUUGGUUAUAAAGUACAUUGGGGAUCAUCUCUUAAUUCACUUAUAAUGAGGAUCGUCAAUCAUGACAUUAACGAGAUUAAAGUUUACAACCUGGAACCAAACUCUGUCUACUAUUUCCAGGUGGAAGGAUUUACAGCUAUUGGUAAUGGACCAGCAACUACACUCCUCAAUGUGUCAACCAAUGCCUCUUCUCCACCUCCAAUCCUGUUCUCUAUUGGACCUAAUGGUAUAACACAAACAGACAUAGAUACUGGGAUGACUACAGAGUUACUUGGUGGUCAGAGUGUUUCAGCUUCUGCUGUAGCAUUCAUUGCUCAAGAUGAACUCAUCUUCUGGGCUGAUACAACUAAGAUGAAGGUUAAGAGUAGUAACUUUGAUGGCAGUAAUGAACAAGAGCUAUUUGCGAUUUCUGAUCUGCCUCCCUCAAGUGGUUUAGCAGUUGAUUGGUUAUCACGCUGUAUCUACAUUACACAAGAUGAUGAAAUCUAUAGAUAUGACACAACGAUUUCAACAGAAUCAGCACUGACUACAAUAACCGAGAAUGAAACAUCUAGUUAUUUGGGAGUUGUAGUUGACCCUGCAAAAAGCCGUCUUUAUUGGACCGAGCAAAGCACCCAAGGUGGUAAAACUUUAAUGACCUCUGACUUACAAGGUCAGAGUUCACGACCUAUCUUAGGAUCACAGGGUGGAAGGCGUCGGCGUGAGGCUUGUAGCUGUAGUGACGGUGUGAUGCCAAGUGGAGCUGUAGCUAUGGACCAAUCAAAUGUUGAGAGUGCUGAGCUGUUUUUUGCUGAUAGUGUUCUGGGAGAUGUAUGGGCAUCUGAUUUAGAAGGAUGCGUUUGUCGUCUCGUUGUCAGGGCGUCUGAGCAUGCUCAGUCUGGUCUACCUCCAGACUCUCUAACUGUAGACCAGACUAGGGUCUACUGGACAAACAACCAAGGCAUUGUAGCUAGUGCUGAUAAGGUCACAGGUCAAGAUUUCAGGUCAGAGGUUGUACCUACUGCUGAAGUACCAGUUCUGGCUGCAUUUGGGAAUAAUCUACAGCCUUAUCCUGAUCCAGCAUGUUUAUCUCCGCAAAGCUACGACCAACAAGCCCAGUUAGUAUCCAGCACAACCAGCACUUUGAACCUUACCCUACUCCCAAUUGUAGUAAUACCACAAUGCAUUGGGAUUAGUAUGGCAACUGUUGUGUACACACUGAAUUAUGGGAAGAUGCAGACAGGCAUGGUGCCAGUGACUAAGACAACUUCAGAGUCAUCAGUUCUUUUGGACAACUUGGACGCUUUUACAGAGUACAGUAUCAAUGUAUCAACUCAUAAUUACUACACUGUUAGUGAUCCAACACCAGGACCUGAAGCUAUCUACAUGACUGGCAUUGGAGUACCCAGCGAAGCUCGUGAUGUCACUGUCAUUGUUCUGGAUCCAAACAAUGUGAAAGUUCAAUGGCUCCGUCCAUCCCAACCCAAUGGACCAAUCAAAACACUAACUUACAAAAUAAGUUUCACUUACAUGACCAAUGGAACUGAAUUUACUGGAGUAAGAGACAACUCAGCCGUCAGGAAUAUUUCAGAUGAUGAAUUUGAGGCUAAUAUUAGGGAUUUGAUUGGGGCCCAGGAAUACCAUUUCCAGAUUGAAACAUUUCCUGAGAUUGGAGAAGGAUCCAGUCUAAGUGAAGUCAUAACAUCAACAACCUUCCAGCCUCCACAGUCCGUUCAGCUUGUGUCUAGUUCCUUUGAUGAGUUAGUUAUCUCAUGGAUGUCACCUAGUGAUGAUAGUGUGAUGCAACACACCUUGGAGUAUCUCUAUGCUGGAUACGUAGGCUUAGAGCCGCAGCCCAGUAACAAUAAAGAUUCAAGAUCAUGGACCAGUAUCAACUCUACUAACACAACAGGAAACAUGAUGUACAGCCAAGUUUUACCUGGGCUUAUGCCGUACUCUCACUAUCAUGUACGAGCCAAUGUUAUUUACAUCACUGGGCGGUUGUAUGACUACUCCAAUGAUCUGAUUAGGAUCACAAGUUAUGAAACUGCAGCUGGACUACCAUCAGCCAUACCACCACCAGAGAUUGACGAGUCUUCUAAAACAUUAUUUGAUGUGAUUUGGGAUGCCCCACUUGCUAAUGGUCCAGGAGAUUUGACGUACAUACUCCAAGCAAAACCAGAUCAAGGCAUAUGGAAGACAGUGUACAAAGGCCCAACUCGUCUUUGGAGAGCUGUUAAUCUAACUAGUCAAGAGGCGUAUGUUUUCCGUGUUGCUGCAGAAUCAUUUGAGGGUAUUGGUCCAUACAGUGCGACAAGUCAAUCUCAAGUGUUUAUUAUACCAGAGGAAUCUACAGAUCCAAUGCUGUUCAUUAUAGUAGGUGCCGUGGUGGUCCUCUUAGUUCUACUUGCUAUCAUUAUCGUCACAGUCAUUAUUCGUCGUAAGAUGAAGAAGGAUGCAAAGUGGAAACAUGGAGUGUCUGUUUCAUAUCGAACUGAUACUGAGCUGGCAACAUUACGGCAAUACCCAAUGACCAUUGUACAGAAAGACAACUCACUCUAUGCUGUAACAACAACUAAUGGAGCUGAGGUUGAGUUGCCGAUCUUUCCUCGUGAGAGGUUGAAAUUAAUCACAUUUCUUGGUAGUGGGGCGUUUGGUGAGGUGUUUGAGGGACUUGCUGUUGAUAUACUUGGGACUGACUCAGGCGAGACUAGAGUAGCAGUCAAGACUUUGAGACAAGGAGCCACUGACCAGGAAAAAGAAGAGUUCUUAAAAGAGGCUUCAUUGAUGGGGAAUUUCAAUGACAAGCACAUCCUUGGUUUACUUGGUGUAUGUCUUCACAACGAUCCUCAGUUCAUCAUUCUAGAGUUAAUGGAAGGAGGUGAUCUUUUGUCUUAUCUUCGUGGAGCUAGAGGAACCUCUAUCACUCCUUGUCAUCUUAGCCCUUUAGAUCUUAUUGAUAUCGUUAUGGAUGUAGCAAAGGGAUGUCGCUAUCUGGAAAGCCUUAAAUUCGUUCACAGGGAUUUAGCUGCUAGAAAUUGCCUGGUAUCCGUCAAAGAUUACCUCAGCCCUGAUCGAGUAGUCAAGAUUGGUGACUUUGGUCUAGCUCGAGAUAUUUAUAAGAGCGACUAUUACCGCAAAGAAGGAGAGGGAUUGUUACCAGUGAGAUGGAUGUGCCCUGAGGCAUUGAUGGAUGGAGUCUUCACUGUGCAGUCUGAUGUGUGGUCAUUUGGCGUUCUGGUCUGGGAGGUAAUGACGUUGGGUCAGCAACCGUAUCCAGCUAGAACUAAUGUAGAAGUCCUUCAUUAUGUGACUUCUGGUGGACGAUUGGAUAGACCAGACAACUGUCCUGAUGACAUACAUCACCUGAUGCUGAAGUGUUGGGAGAAGCAACCUGAAGGGCGGCCAUCUUUCCACUCUACUUUAGAGAAGUUAGACAGCUACAGACGCAAAUCUGCAUCCAUGUCCAGUGGAGUAGAUAACCCAGGAUUUGAAGGUGAUUCUAUCAAGUACCUACGAUUAGGAGGAGGAGGAGGAGCACAAGGCAAUGAAGAUUAUCUACAACCUAUGGAUAGCGCACAAUCACUUCAUCGUAAUGAUAGUAGUGACAGCUUAGCAGAGGUCAAAGCAAGAGCAAGGGAGGAUGCAAGGAGAUAUCAGGAACAGCAGGGACAAGAUGCAUACAGUACACAGGGUGCCAGACCAAAACCUAAACAGUCUAAACGAGACUCGUUAGGGUUACCUCAGGAGAAGCGAGCUGAUUUAGAACCACGGUACACAGCAGCACCAUCAUCAUUCAGUAAAGCUACUGGUGCAAAUGUGCCUAAACCAGAGCAGGUUACCAGGCAGCCAAGUGGUGCUGGUGCUACUGCUGCUUCAAGGGAGAAACCAACCUCUAAGAAGAUGCCAUUAAAUAUGAAAGGAAGUUGGGUAGACCAUGAGAAGAAGGCAAGAGGAAUUCAGAAAGACAAGAAGAUAAAUAAUCAACCUGAGGAGUCUAAGAGUCCAGUCACUGUAGUCAGUAUGGAAGAACCAGUUCUUCUAAGUACACCAUCCACUACACAAAGACAACGAGCACCUAACCCUUUCAGACAAGACUCUCUUGAUGAGGCAGAGAGAAGAGAUUAUACAAACUGGCCCAAAACUAUCCCUGAGGAUCCAUUUGUAUUUGAAGUCUAAUAUAUGCAAUUGAUGUAACUAAACUUUCUGGCGAUAUUGGCAUUGGUCACACAUCAAAUCAAGUUUCAUUAUUUUUCAAACUUGCCAAAAGUUGUCCUGAUUUUAUGCCUGAUCAAAGUUUUGUGAAACUCAUCACAUUAACGUAGCUUAUUCAUCACAUUUACAAAGCUAAUACACCCUAAUGGGAUAGACAAUGAAAGCGUGCAUGUGUGUACUCUCAGUGAGGGCGCUGUUUAGGUUUGUCAUGUCAUAAGCACAGGGUCUAAUGUGCAUUUUAUCUAUCCUAUUUUGUUGUUGUGUUUAUUCACAUCGCAACAUGAGACAAUUGUCACCAAACAGCACCAGUAUUAGUUGUGUUUUAACUCCUGUAAAUAAAUUUGUCAUAAAAGCAAAUGAAGAGGUAAAGUUGGGCCUGAUUAUGUUCCAGGAAACUUUAUUAAAUGCAAAGCAGCUCAAUUUCUUUAUUUCUACUGAAUUCAAAUUAUUUAAUACCAAUUAAAUAGAUGCUGUAUUGACCACGGCUGUUUCUAUGGGCAUCUAAUGCUUUAAUAGCCAUAGCUGCUCAUUUGCAUUUGAUCUAAAUAUCUUAAGCAUUACCUUAUACAUGUUUGUAGCAAUGAAGUUAUUGGAAAGUUUUGAAACAUCAAGUUGAAAAUUACUCACAUACUCAAGGUGCUCCAAAUGAAAUUAUUAAUAAUUCAUGAUUCAAUAUCAGAUAAAUUGUUUUAUGCAACAAACUAACUUUUAUUAGUAAAUAAUUGUACAUAGCUUUUGCAGUUUUUUUUAUACCACAACUGUUAACAGUGUUUUUGUCAGGUCUUCUACACAUUUGGAAAAGUAAAAGGAUUUAAAUAAGAGAAGAAUUUCUUAAAUUUGUAGUUCAUAUAUUUAUAGUGUUCCGCUACUUAGAGGCAAUAUUUUAAGUACUUAAAGCCAUUGGACACUUUCGGAACAGAAACAAAUUUGAAAGUUCACAGAUCUACAAAUUACUUACAGGG
Asterias rubens (European starfish) is the source of this 8489-nucleotide messenger RNA. Its product is annotated as proto-oncogene tyrosine-protein kinase ROS-like. Gene Ontology annotation, cellular component: signaling receptor complex; membrane. The record is from RefSeq and is a predicted model, not a curated record. Gene Ontology annotation, biological process: cell surface receptor protein tyrosine kinase signaling pathway; regulation of TOR signaling; protein phosphorylation. Bases 7 to 7491 code for a protein of 2494 amino acids. Gene Ontology annotation, molecular function: transmembrane receptor protein tyrosine kinase activity; ATP binding; protein binding. Lineage: Eukaryota; Metazoa; Echinodermata; Asteroidea; Forcipulatida; Asteriidae. The transcript has 42 exons.